This is a messenger RNA of Loxodonta africana (African savanna elephant), 8915 nucleotides long. It is a transcript of the gene LAMP3, whose product is annotated as lysosomal associated membrane protein 3. Gene Ontology annotation, biological process: establishment of protein localization to organelle. Gene Ontology annotation, cellular component: lysosomal membrane; plasma membrane; late endosome membrane. The record is from RefSeq and is a predicted model, not a curated record. The transcript is spliced from 6 exons. Lineage: Eukaryota; Metazoa; Chordata; Mammalia; Proboscidea; Elephantidae. Bases 230 to 1519 code for a protein of 429 amino acids.
CCAGGCCUCUCAGCUGCUUCUCAGAAUGUAAGCAAUUUUGGUUUCUCCACCACAAGUGAAUGAGAGGCAAAGAACUGCUUCUUCCUCUUAGUUUCCGGGGCCCGCCCUGGAAUCAGCCCUGAGCAGGUCAGAAGACCAAGCUCUUUCUGCCUGGCUGGGCCAAGGGCAGCAGCUGCACAGCAGCAGAGCCAACUCUCCGUGAGGCGGCCGCUGCCCUUGCCCGCCUGUCAUGUCCUGGCAGUUCCCUGCCGUCGCGGUGCUCUUCGUGUCCCUAGCCGUAAUUUUCCGCUAUGGCAGCCAAAUAGAAGAAGCCUUUCCAGAAGCCAGUGACCAUCUUCAGCCCACUACAGCAGCAACCAUACAGGCCAGACCUUCUUUCCCACAACCGACUAGCCAAAUGCCUCACAAAGCUCUAACAGCAAGGUCCACAGAUGGGCACGCCACCUAUCAAAUAGCUGCCACGACUUCCAAGUCUGAGAACCCAACAACCCACGCAAUGAUAAAAACUCCAGCAACAACUACUUCGGUCACUACAGAAAGCAUCCCAUCCACCAGUCCAGUAACCCACGCCCUCAUCACAACCCAGGCCACACCCAACAUCUCACAAUCGGCUCAUCAGGUUACUGAAGCUACGAUCGGCUCCAGUGCAGCACCUGGUUCACAGUCAGCCGCACUCAACCCACCAGCCCAUACAACCAUGACCCACCCAUCAACUGUCAGCCCCACAGCUGAGGAAACCACCCAACCCAGUAACCAGACUUCCCUGCCAGCAACAUUGCCCACGACACCAUGCAACAGCACGACCAGCCAGAUGCCCACACAACCCAUCCACACCCCAGGGACAACCACAGCCACACACAAUGCCACCCAAACAGCACCCCCGGUCCCCCCAGCUCCUGGGCCCACCCUCGCACCACAGCCGUUGCCAACCAAGAUUGGAAUUUAUCAAGUUCUGAACGGAAGCAGACUCUGUAUAAAAGCAGAGCUGGGGAUAGAGCUGAUUGUUCAGGACGAGGAGUCGGUUUUUUCACCACAGAGAUACUUCAACAUCAACCCCAACGUGACCCAAGCCUCUGGGAACUGUGGCCCCCGAAAAUCCAACCUCCUCUUGAAUUUCCAAGGUGGCUUUGUGAAUUUCACAUUUACCAAGGAUGAAAACUCAUAUUGUAUCAGUGAAGUGGGAGCCUUUCUGACUGACUCACAUCCAGAGAGAAUCUACCAAGGAAUGAAAAGCGCCAUGGUCUUGUUUGAGACGACGGCUGGGCAUUCCUUCAAGUGUGUGAGUGAACAGAGCAUCAGGCUGUCAACCCACCUUCAACUGAAAACAACGAAUGUUCAACUUCAAGCCUUUGAUUUUGAAGGAGACAACUUUGGAAAUGUGGAUGAAUGCUUCAGUGACAGAAGUAGAAGAGAAAUCCCUGUGGCCAUGGGCCUGAGUGUCACAGGACUGCUUCUGGUUUUGCUAACAGCCUGCCUGGUGGCCAGCAAGAGGCCCAGUAGAGGAUGUGAAUACACAUAAAGCCACCUUCCCCUAAAUGAGCAAGGCGAAGGCCUCUGGAAUUCUGGCUUUUCAUAUUCAGCCUGAAGUGAAGGGAUUGACUUCUCUAGUUGCCUGUCCCAAUCUGAUUAGGAAACCUAGCUUUCCACCAAAGUGCCAUCAGAAAGCUAGUAAAGGGUGACCCCCACCUCUGCUUCCUCCUAUUGGCUUGGAUAGGCCAUGCCCAACGGGCUUAAAUCCCAUCUUCCGCACCUGCGUAAAGCAGGGCUGGUUGAGAGAAUUAGGGGGCAAGAGACAGGGACAGAUUAUUCACUAAGCCAGGCACGUGCCCAUGGGCUUACUUGUGCUUGCUUACUCAUCUGUAGUGCACACUUUCACCUGUUUUUCACCACAUCAAAGAUUUCUAUCAAAGAUGUGGUGAAGCCCAUGUGAAAUCAUCCGCUACAGAUUAGCAAGUAAACACAAAUAAGUCCAUGCGUACCUUGCUUACUGGUGACUCCGCCUCUGAGGGAGAUGAUCAAGCUGCUUGUAAGGAGAAAGGUAAAUGCCCAAAGGAAGAACUGUGGACAAGACAUUCUGUCUGAAACUUCAUUGAUUCUUCCUGUGCCUUUUAAACGAGUCUCAAUAUCCAUGAUUUAAAAAAAAUAAAUACUAUGUUAAGAAAACGCUUUUCCAAAUAGAUUCUGAAGUGAUUUUAAACUCCCGAAUUUUGCUCAAGUUCUGAUUGACUUAAAUCACAGUUAGUCAUUCUAAAAAAAUUUUUAGCGAGGUAUUCUACACUAUCGUUGUGUAUUAUUAGUUGAAAAUUAGAAAAUAUUGCCAACAGCUAAUUUUUUUGUGUAAAGCACAUAGCAAAGAACCUAGCAAACAAAUGAUGCUCAAUGUUUGUCCUCCAAUUGCUUCACCUUCACUUGUUCUCUACCUUCUUAACACCUUUUCUCUGAUUUGUCUCUGUUUUCCUCUAAUUUCACUCUAUCCUUAUAAAUGUAUUAAAUUUAUGGUUUUUAUUUGGCACCCUUGGGAAGAGGCAAAGUAUUAAAACGAUCAGAAAUGGUACACUAGAAGAGGUAGACCUACCCAUUGUGAGCUCUUUUCUUUCUUUUGCAAAUAUUCCCCCCCCCAAAAAAAAAAAAACAGGAAAUUACCAAGCGCAAAUGAUUGCUAUGUGGAGGAAAAAAAUUCUAUCAAAAUGGGGCCUAGACAGUUAUUCAUGGCUUUCUAUCAUUUUGGCUGUUUAAGUAUGAUAAUUAGGGGUUUUAUUUCAGAGAAAAGAGCAUGAUGGACUUCUGGGUGUUUUAACUGCUAUUACUGGCAGGAAGUUUUCUUGUUUUUCUACAUUUUCCAGAGCUGCCAUUCAUUAUGUUUAACGGGAAGUUCACGAAGGUUGGCAACAGUCCUGUAACCACUGCUCACCUAGGAAAUUUACUGGCCUUCCCUUGGGGUGUUUUUAGUUCUUUCCACUUUCUUGGAAGUGAGGCGGGCCGGGGACACACAGCAGUUUCACCAGAGCUUCAAGUGUCCCUGAGCCCUUUAGAGUGUCAGGAAAUUCUGGUUUCUCCUUAAAACAGGAGGGUGCUUGUGAAGUCCUGGAUGUAGGGACCCGGUGUACCGUCUAGUGACUCAGAUGUAACAGGGAGGCAGGGCUUUGGAGAGGUCAGGUCCCACUGCAUCUCUGCCCUCAAACAGGCACUAAGAGUCCACCAGUCCAGACUCCCGCGCUUGUACUUCUGCCUUAAGUGCACUUGAAAAGCGGAACAGGGCAGAGCCUGAGAGGUCCUGGAGAACCACUAAGGUUAUCUUCAAGUAUGUGGAAAUCCCUCCUACAGCAGAGAGAUGUAAGAAGUGGAAUUUAAAAUCUGGAGAAGAGGAAUAAGGCCAUAACCAGGAAGCAGUCAACUCCGACUUGUGAUGACCCCGCGUGUCAGAGUAGAACUGUGCUCCACAGGAUUUCCAGUGGCUGAUUUUUCAGAAAUAGAUUGCUAGGCCUUUGAGGUGCCUCUGGGUAGGCUCCAACCACCAACCUCUUGGUUAGCAGUUGAACACGUUUGUGUCCCCCCGACACCCCUCCUCAGAGGGAUAAAGCAGUUCACUUCAAUUUUCCUUUCUGCCAUGUUCAACAAGUACUUUUGAGUGAUGACUACUGCUUAAACCUGUUAAAAACUUGUUGCCAUUGAGUUGAUCCUGACUUAUGAGCAGCUCUAUAGGAGAGUAGAACUGCCCCAUAGGGCUUCCAAGGCUGUCAUCUUUACAGAAGCAGACUGCCACAUCUUUCUCCCACAGAGCGGCUGGUGGUUUCAAACUGCCGAUCUUUCAUUCAGCAGCCGAGUGCUUAGCCACUGGGCCACCAGGGCUCCUCUUUACUAGUCUUAGACAAACAAAAUCUCUACCAUUCAGCUUAUGAAGAAAUGAUAUGCUUAGUGCUGGCUAACUAAUACCAAACCCACUGCCCUCCAGACCAUUCCAACUCAUAGCAACCCCGUAGGACUGAGUAGAACCACCCUACAGGGCCUUCCCAGGCUAUAAAUCUUUACCACACCUUUCUCCUGAGGAGCGGCUAGUGAGUUCGAACCAAUGACCUUUUGGUUAGCAGCCGAGUGCUUUAACCACUGUGCUGCUCCCAUUAUCCUCCCCAUGCCAAUUAUCUUUAGAAUUAAUCUGAAUUGACAUUCUAGUAACCACUAACAGCAAAGCCUUCAUUCUAAACUGACCAGUAAAUAAAUACCCAGAUGUGUUAUUUUUGCUGAGUUCUCUCUCCUUUCCGGGGUGACUGGCAGGAAGCCCCACUUGAAGUCCUAGAUGGGAAAGUGCCUCCUGGGUUUCUUCCUGUGUUGCCUCCAAGCCUAUCCCCUCUGGUGGCCCUUCUAGGGCCCCCAGGGGUAUUGUGGGGUGUGGGAAGAGAGCCUCUGGCUCUGAUGCUUGCUUGCUGCAGCCCAGUCAGGGCAGUGGGCGUCUGUGAAUGACUCUCAGAGGUACCACAGGGGCUUUUCUGAUCCUCUUGGCCUAACUUGCCCCUUGCCAUUAGCCCUUCUACUGCUUUCCCACCCGGGUGGUUUCAACUCAGUUUUUCCCUUCUCCUGAGGGUAGAAUAAACGGCCUGUACUUAUCCAUCUCAGCAACUCCUUUACUAGAAUCCCUUAGGAAUAAGACACCUGCUGCCCACCAGUAGACUUGGACUCAUGGUGACCCCGUGUGUGUCAGAGUAGAACUAUACUCCAUAGGGCUUUCAAUGGCCGAUUUUUCAGAAGCAGAUUGCCAGGCCUUUCUUCUAGGGUGCCUUUGGGUGGACUUAAACCACCAGCCUUUCAGUUAGCAGUCGAGCGUGUUAAAUAUGUGCACCACCCAGGGACUCCAGAAAUAAUAGAAACCUUCACUAAUUCCCCCCUGUAGAUAAACAUCACUAAUUUUGAUGCAUUUCCCUCCAGUGAAUAUUAUUUUACGUCAUAACCGCAGGCAUGCUGAGUACACAAUUUCCAUCCUUUUUACAUGUACCUCAUAAGCAGUUUCCCAAGCACUAAAGGCUCAAAGUAUCAUUUUUAUGGCUGCCUUAAUAUGCUACAUCAUUAUCAUAAUUUACUGAACUAUUCUAUAAUUAUUGAGAAUUUUUAUUUUUAUCAGGUUUUACAGUUAUAAAUAAUGUUGUGAUUAAUGAACGUGCAUAAAUAUGUACCUGAUUUUUGUUCUUUCUCCCAUAGGAUGAAGUGUUCAAAAUGGUUAUAAUUUAUACUUCGAUACCAAUUCUUACUUUUUAAGUAAAAAAUUUAAACAAAGUAAUAAUGCAUAUGGUAAAAAAAAAGUAAGCACUACGGAAAUAUAUGAAAUGAAAAGUAGGGAUUUGAAUAACAACUAGAAUCUUUUUCACAGAAUUUCCCUUCCUCAGUAUCUAACAGAUUGAUUUUUAAAAGCUAAAAAAAAAAAAAAAAAAAAACACCCAGUAGUAGUCAAAGAAAGAGAUACCACCUAAUGCAAUAAGCUCUGCAAAACUGGUGAACAAGAAAAGAAACAGGAGACACUCAGGAAGCAUGGAGAGCAGCAGUGGAGCUGGGCUUCUAACCCUGCUUCUCCCCAUGCCCCUGCCCCAAAAGUCCAUAUGAUGAUAGAGAAAAAAAACCCUAUAAACUCUUACAACCAUUCACAGAGCAGCUGGGUGGGUUGAAACCGCCAAUCCUUCGGUAAGCAGGUGAGCUUGUGCUGUGCAGGGACCUGAGAUAAUCAGUUAAUGAUAAAACAUUAAGAUUAAAGCAUUAUAGGGAAGCUACUAGGCAUAGAGGAAACCCUGGUGGCAUAGUGGCGUACGGCUGCUAACCAAAGGGUAGGCAGUUUCAAUCCUCCAGGCCCUCCUUGGAAACUUUAUGGUGCAGUUCUACUCUGUCCUACAGGGUUGCUAUGAGUUGGAAUCGACUCGACGGCACUGGGUUUGGUUUGGUUUUGGUUUACUAGGUAUAGAAGAUUUUUUUUUAAUGAUAUUUGAUUGUGUUUUCGGUGACGGUUUACACAUCAAAUUAGGUUCCCAUCUGACAAUUUCUACACAAAUUGUUCAGUGCCAUAUUACAUUUUUCAGUGUGCCAACAUUCUCUUUAAUUACGUUCUGUUUGUUCUGUUUCCAGUACUCUAGUUUCCCUACCUCCUUAUCUUCUCAUCUUUGCCUUAGAGUCAUUGUUGACCUUUUCAUCUCAUAUAGAUGGUUUCUUUAAUGGAGCACUGUACUCGCGGACAGUAGCCCUUAUAUUGUGAACCAGUCUGUUAUUUUGCUAAAAGGUGACCUCAGGGGAUAGUUUCAGUUCAAGGUUUAAAGAGUGUAUCAGGGUGAUAGUCUCAGGGAGUCAUUUAGUCUCAACUGGUCCCGUAAAGUGUGGACUUUUUAAGCAUUUGAGUUCUGUUCUGAGUUUUUCUUCCAUUCUAUCAGUGUCCAUCGGUCGUGGCCCUGAUCAGAAGGGGCAGUAGUUGUAGCUGGGCACCAUCUGGAUCUGACAUGGAAGAUAUUUAGACCAUCCAAUAUAAAUAUAAGUGGUUCUUCUGGAGUAGCACGUUCAAAAAUAAAAUGAGGACGUAUCUGAAUAUUUAAGAGAUUCCCUUGAGAUAAAAAAUUGACGUUGCAGAUUGAAGGAGCACUUUGUGUCCCAGAAAGAAUUGGUACGAAAAACUUAGCGCUGGGACAUCUCAGAAGUAAGCUAUAGAACUUCAAAGAUAAAGAAUUCUUUAGGCGUCCAGGUAAAAAAAAAAAAAAAAACUUUAAAGGGGGAAUGUUAAAGUUGGCCUCGGAUUUCUUUACAAGAACAUUUAAAGCCAGCAAACCAUGCACCGAUGUCUAAAAAGUCCCAAGAGAAAGAAAGUGUGACCACAAAAUAUUAAGUACGGGACAAUAGCCAGAUAUCCUCAAACAUGAAAUAAUUCAACAGGUGCAACCAACGAGCCCUUCUUAAAGAUACUGCUUAACAAUGAAAUUUGGUCAGAUAAGAGACGAGCCACAACAUUAACAAGGAAGUAAGCAAACAACCCUCCCGAAUAAAGAUGUCAAAAUUAAAAAAAAAAAAAAAAGACUGAUAAGGUGAGCAUUUUAUCCAUUUAAAUAUAAAGAGUACUAAACAAUUAUGGGUCUGUGAAUUUAUCAAACAGAUAUACCAUCUCAUAUAUGAAAUGAUAUUUGUACAUAGUUAUUCAUUGUGGCAUUGUUUGUGAUAGUAAAAGAUUAGAAACAAACCAAGGGUCCAUCAAUCAGGGAUAGAUUUAAAAACUAUGGUACACCCACAAAAGAAUACUAUACACUAUAAAAAAGGAAUGUGGAUGCUAUGUAUGUGUGUAUAGUGGAAGAUCUCUAAAAUACAUUGUUAAAUAAAAAAAGCAUAGAACAUAAUAGUAAUAAAAGGGAGAAUAAAAGUAUAUAUUCAUUUUUCUUUGUAUCUGCAGAAAGAAACCUUGGAAAUGCAUAUUAGAAACUAAGCAAAGUAAUUAUCUCACGGGGUCAGGGGGACUAAGAAGAUGGAACAAGGGUGGAAGAGAAACUCUCAAUGUGUAUUAUUUUUAUCUCAAAUCAUGCAAAUAUGUUAUAUAUUCAAAACACAUUUUUAAACACUCUACGAAUGGUAGUUAUCAAACAAAAUUGAAAUGUUAUAAACCUGGACAAUAUUAAAAAACAGUUAUAUAACUAUUAAAAUCUGGAGUUGGGGAAGGGGAGAAGGAAGGGGAUCUGUCAGUGCUAAUUUUCUAAAACAGUAUCAAUAGACAAGGUCUAAACUGGAAACACACAGUUUAGACAAUGCAUAGUGCUUCCAAUGUAUUGCAUAACAUCUUAAGGCAUUUCAUAAUCUUUUAAUCUCUGCUUCACUUCUUUUUUGAACCUUAGAGAGUACCUUUACGAAACAAUAUUUCCCGUUGCAGAGAAAUAUUUAUUUGAAGUACAAUUCCUCCAGUUUUGUUUUUGUUUUUUUCUUCCAUUAAAUUUGAGUACAAUUAAAAUCAGCAUUUUAAUAAAAUAACAUGUAUAAUCCUAUUUUAAUAAAAGCAUUUCUAUUUCUUUUUCCAUCCAUGUAUCCUUAUAGUUGUAAAGAAAGAUACCUAAAAUAAUGCUUGUCCAUGUUAGCAACGGUAAUUUCUGGAUGGAUGUUCUUUAAGGCAAUUGAUUUUUACUUUUCUGUUUGUGCUUUUCUGAAUUGUUUUAAUGAUUUGUAGUAAGCAUAUAUCUUUUUUUUUUAAAAAAAUAGAGUGAUUUUUCUUUAAGCUUGUGUGUGAAUAUGUACACUCACACACACACACAGAGGAAGCAAAUGUCUCAAAAGAUUUAUUAUGGUGAUUAACUGGAGUGGUCGAAAUGUAGCAAUUGGAGAGUUCUUUUUUGUGUGCGUUUUUCUGCAUUUUAAGAACGUUUAAACAAUGUUGGAUUAAAUAGCAUAAAACUCUACAGAAAGGGAAAGUUGCCCUCCAUUCCUAUCCCCAGUCCUUCCCCAGCUUCUUGGGUAUCUUCACACAAGACUUCUGUUUGAGCGCCUGUGAUGGCCUGUGGUUCACCCUUCACUUCCAAGGUCUUAGGGAACUUCCACCUCAGCAUACUGAGAUCCACCAUUCUUUUAACUGGCUACUUAGAUUUUUUGUAUGAGUGUGCCAUUUUAAAUUCCCCCAAAAGAUAAGAGCCUUGAAAACCCUAUGAAGCAGUUCUACUCUAACACAUGGGGUCGCAACUGUGGGUUGGCAACUAACAGCAACACCUGAAGAAGGUUAUCUUAUUUAAUCCUCCAACUAGCCUAUCUAUUAUUGGCUUACCUGAUAAAUGAAGAAAUUGCAAGGUUAAGUAAGCUGCCCAACAUCACACAGCUAGUUCGCAGUGGAAUUAAAACUUAAGCCCAGAUUUGUUUGACUCCCAGUGGUGGCCUUCCCACGUGGGUCUGCUUCCUGGUCUGUGAGCACCACGCCUUACCCACGGUUA